Anoplophora glabripennis (Asian longhorned beetle) is the source of this 4296-nucleotide messenger RNA. It is a transcript of the gene put, whose product is annotated as activin receptor type-2A. The transcript has 10 exons. Gene Ontology annotation, cellular component: activin receptor complex; plasma membrane. The coding region runs from base 298 to 1875 and encodes 525 amino acids. NCBI's taxonomy places the organism in Eukaryota, Metazoa, Arthropoda, Insecta, Coleoptera, Cerambycidae. Gene Ontology annotation, biological process: protein phosphorylation; activin receptor signaling pathway; cellular response to growth factor stimulus. Gene Ontology annotation, molecular function: ATP binding; activin receptor activity; activin binding. The record is from RefSeq and is a predicted model, not a curated record.
UAGUUGGAAAAGGUGUAAUGUGAUGUAGAGAAUCACACAAAAUUUGUUGUUUUUUAUUUGCUUAUUGGAAUAUUUGUGCGAAAUUUGUAAUGAAAAUUUGUGUAAAAUACUAAGUGACGUGCCGUAGUUAAAAAACCAUGACGAUUAAUACCCCGUUUCGGGAGUUAAGCGACCUUUAAAUUUCUUGACCUGGGCCAAGUUAUCCAUGUUUGGUUUUAGGAAAAAUAAUACGUAAAUUUUUUUAUUUUUAUUUAAAUUUUUCUUCCGGGAUUUUGUAACAAAGAAUCACCCGUAAAAAUGAUCGUGACCAAAGGCAGUAUAUUCAACUACAGCAUACUCUUCUACAUACUUCAUUAUGUAGGGCAAGACACCGACGCAGCCGUGGCUCAUACUGCGCCUAUUACCACCCAAUGUGAGUACUACAAUAGUACAUGCAAUGGGGCAGGCUAUCCGGGGUGCAUGGAAGUAGAGGAAUGUGGACAUCCAGUGGAGGGACAACAAAAUCAUUGCUAUGUACUGUGGUCUAUACAAGAGGAUGGCACAGUGAACGUAUCUCUCAAGGGAUGUUUUCUUAAUGCCGCUGAUUGUGUGAACCAAACGAAAUGUGUCGAAAAAGACCAGAACCCCAAGAACAACUUGUUGUUCUGCUGUUGUGAGGGUAACAUGUGUAAUACUAAUUUUAGUUGGGAACCGUCACCUACGGAAGCUUCUCCUAGUACUGCAGUACCAACUCACGAAUCUGUGGGUUUCAAUUACUACUACAUCAUUCUGAUUAUAUUUGGAAUACUUUUCAUCAUAUUUGUGACAGCAGCUACAUUCUUUUGGACAAAGCGGAACAAGCCCUACUUCAAUGGGUUACCAACCUCAGAACCGAACCCAAUGCCUCCGCCAUCUCCGUUCUUAGACACGAGACCGAUCCAGUUGUUGGAGAUAAAGGCCAGGGGAAGGUUUGGCGCUGUGUGGAAGGCGCAGUUGAAAACCGAAGAAGUGGCCGUCAAAAUAUUUCCCAUACAGGACAAGCAAUCCUGGCAGACGGAGCAGGAGAUAUUCAAGUUACCGUAUAUGGAGCAUCCCAAUAUUUUGCAUUACAUCGGGGUGGAGAAACGUGGCGAUAACCUCCAAGCAGAGUUCUGGUUGAUCACCGCAUACCACGAAAGGGGAUCACUGUGCGAUUUCCUCAAAGCUCACACGCUGACUUGGAACGAACUCUGCCGCAUUUCAGAGACCAUGUCGAGGGGUUUAAUGCACUUACACGAAGCGAUUCCUGGAAAAGGUCCGGGAGAAUCCGCGAAGCCUUCCGUAGCUCACAGAGACUUCAAAAGCAAAAACGUGCUGUUGAAGAAUGACAUGACGGCUUGCAUAGCCGAUUUCGGUCUUGCAAUUAUUUUCGAGGCCGGUAAAUCGUGUGGGGACACUCACGGGCAAGUAGGAACAAGAAGGUACAUGGCUCCAGAGGUCCUGGAAGGAGCCAUCAGCUUCACGCCGGACGCCUUCCUCCGCAUAGACAUGUACGCCUGCGGGCUGGUCUUGUGGGAACUGGUGUCGCGGUGUACGGGCCAGGACGGGCCCAUACCCGAGUACAGACUGCCCUUCGAGGAGGAGGUGGGGCAGCACCCUACCCUGGAGGACAUGCAGGAGUCUGUGGUGCAACAGAAGGUCCGGCCUGUCAUCCAGGAGCACUGGAGGCACCAUCCGGGUUUGGCAGCUAUGUGCGACACGAUGGAGGAAUGUUGGGACCACGAUGCGGAGGCCAGACUGUCGGCCUCUUGCGUCAUGGAGCGGGUGAUGCUCCAGAUGAAGUACCAACAGCCAGCCAUAGGGUGGCGGAUCGAAAACGAGACACCACUGACACCGUUGAAGGAGAACAGCAUAUAGGAAUAAGUUGAAGGUGGGAAAUGAACAGUCCGUACCUGCAUCACUAUUAAAGUACCUGCACUGCGCAGCUUGUGUCUUAGUUACCACACUUGCCUACGUUCACCUCAAGCCUAAGUUACUAGCCACUGACAGCUACAGCAGAAAACUGAAAAAAACGUCUCAGCUAUUUUGUACACUUUACAAAGGCAAAUAAUUUUUUUAAACAGAAAAACCAAGCUCCAAACUGAUUUUAUACGAUAUAUUUUUCCACAAAACAUAAAAAAAGUAUCAGGAAAUAGAUGUCCGCCAUGAAUACGUUCGUUCGCUAUUUCCAUACCAAUGUGCCAAUAGACAAUCGGUGAUCUUUCUUUCUCUAAGGUGGAUUUGUACAUACGAUCUUUAGUUUUUAACUGUGUGGUGUUCGGGACACUGGAGCGAGACGAAAACAAAAAAAAAACAAAACUUUGGGUGUGAAAUUUUACUUUUCAAGUAUUUUUUUAAAUAGUUAAUGUAGUAACCAUUUCGAGAUGGUGUACCCAGCUAGACUAAGGUAACAGAUGUUUGUUAGUCGAACGUUUACAGUAUUUUUUUGCUCAACGUUAAAAGGAGUAUCGGGACUUCAACGGCAACUGACGUUCGCUUAAAUCGGAUCAAAUAUCAUACACUAUAACACUAUAAAUAUUAGACUUAUUUUAACUUUAACUGUAUUAAUAAUUUUUGGGAAUAGAAAAAGGAGAAUGCAUCGUACAAUUUACCACAAAGAAAUAUUGUGAACGUUGGGUUUUGUUAUAACUUAUUAAUAUUAUUGCAUAUAUGUUUUUAUUAUUAAUUUGAAGGUGUUGACAGUAUUGUUCCGUUACCGUUAAUUUUAAUCCCUCUCGGGACUAUUGAAAUUUGAUAUAUUUGAUAAAAUACCGUUCUACAGGUUUUUAGAUAGAAAAAAUAUUCUAAAAAAACCGUUUAAAAAAAAUGAAUUUAUAUUUAGGAAUAUUGUGAAAAAUUUAAGAAUAUCUCUGUAAUUCGUAUGUAGGUAGAGAAGUAGGAGAAUGAUUUUCUCUGUAAAUCGUUAACACCUUUGUUUGAUUCGUUACUAACAUAUUUACUAGUAAUCCUAGUAUAAUAUAUGAACUCUGUGCCAUAAAGAAUCCUUUAACAUUUUACUGUGCACAUUUUAAAUAUUGUAAAAAAAUAGAUGUAUGUCAGAAUUUCUAGAUAGAUAUACGGGGUAUUCCUCGAAAUCUCCACCGGUCUUAUCAGUGAAGCCAACGUGUAAUGUAUAUUUAUUGUUUUUGCAAGUGAAAAAACACCAAAUAAACUAUUUUCAAUAAUAGGGUUUACAUUUUGUUUUACUUCGAGGAGUCCCCCGCAUAAUUUUGUGCAAUUAACGUUAAGUUUGACGGGAAAAAUGAUUAUAUAUUUUUAAUAACCGUGUCUGUUUAGAAAAUGUAGAAAAAAGAGUAAAUUGUACAGUUUUUCUAUUUGUUGAAGAAGAAGAAGAAAUCUUCCAGUAGAUCUGGUAAAAAUAUUUUUUGAAUUGUUACAAUUUAUUUUUAUUAAAUGCGGAACUUACAAAAAAUUGAUUAGUUUUAAGGGGUAAAUUUAAAGAAUGGAACAAUUGGUUAUAAAGAAAAUAGUCAUUGUAGUAGUAUUAAUGUAAGCAAAGUAAUAUGAAAAUUAAAAAAAAUCUUGAAAGACUGACAAUUGGACAUAUUGAAAAGGUAUUUUCCUAAAAAAUCAUUCAGAUUGGCUUUAAUGUUAUCGUUUAAAAGAAAAAUUAAAUAGUCAUUGAGCGUUACUAAUUUAUUUCUAACAAUGGACUUGUAGAUAGUUUAGGUAAUAGGUACUUCUGAAUAUACAGGGACUGUUUCGAGAACUUCAUUUUAGCACCGGUAAAUAUCUUUCAACUGUAUAUAAAGAUAAAAAUAUGGGAACUUAUUGAAUUAUUUAUUGACUUUAGAUUUUAUAAUGCUAUUUUGAAAUAUCUGUUGGAAAGUAUCCGUUCAGUUUUUACCCGUGGAAGGAAUAAAUAUUCGAGAAAAUUUAGUCACAAAUUAUCCAACACAAAUCGAUUUAAAUACUGUCUGCUUUUACAAUCUAGUACAAAUCAGAAGCGGGAUCGUCAAAGCUGCAAUUACAAACUGUCAAUCAUGGACCCACAAGUUUACAAUCCUUAGAGGCAGUUUUAUUAUCGUUUUUGUCGUAAUAAAUUUUUGGAAAUGAAUUUUUUUUUCUACAAACGGUAUUUAAUAGUAGCUUCUCAGUUGUUAGUUUAACUCUUCUUAGCGCGUGGUUCAUUUUGUCCACUAUUUUGUACCCAUUAAAGUAACACUAACAUUCUGCCCCUGAUUUAAAGAAAUAUCCAAGUUUAAAAAUUUUUGCUAGCAUCAGUUUCCAUUUUUGUGCUUUUUUUAUUAACUCAAUUAGCAUUUUUUGACUUUUAUU